UUGCAGCCGCACAUCGAUUUCGGACUAAAAUUUAUCGGAGCGGAUUUAAUGGCGAUACCUGGUCUCUAUAGAUUUGCUCAGGACACCAUCAAGAAUUGAGUUGCAAGUAUGUAUGGAUGGCCCAAGCCACUAGAAGUGACAAUAAUGGAUCCUUCAAAAGCCUUGAAGAAGCCGGUCGGAAUUCUCCAUGUGAGGGUCGUGAGGGCGUCCAAUCUACGAAAGAAAGAUUUUUUGGGUAAAUCAGAUCCGUACGUGAGGCUCAAGAUGUCCGACGAUAAAGUUCCAUCUAAGAAAACAACAGUAAAGCACAGCACUCUCAACCCUGAAUGGAAUGAGGAAUUCAAGUUCACCGUUACGGAUCCGGAAACUCAAUAUUUGGAUCUCAGCGUCUAUGAUUGGGAACAGGUGGGCAAACACGAUAAAAUGGGCACGAACGUUGUUCACUUGAGAGAUCUUACGCCCGAUGAGACGAAAACGUUGACUCUUAACUUGCUAAAAAGUAUGGAUCCGAAUGAUCCCGAAAAUGAGAAGCCGCGCGGAGAGAUUGUUCUCGAGGCAAAGUAUAGGCCUUUUAAGGAAGAAGAACUAGCAAGAGAUGUCGGUGAAGGCGCAGAUAUUGUAGAGAAGGCUCCGGACGGUACUCCGCAGGGUGGCGGUUUGCUUGUUGUUAUUGUUCACGACGCGCAGGAUCUCGAAGGAAAGCACCAUACGAACCCAUACGUGCAAAUAUUUUUCAAGGGAGAGGGGAAAAAAACCAAGCGCAUAAAGAAAACUAGGGAUCCAAAAUGGGAGGAGGAAUUUCAUUUUGUAUGUGAGGAACCACCUAUUAAUGAAAAAUUGCAUGUAGAGGUAUAUAGCAAGCCAUCGAAGGUUGCGAUACUAUCUUCCAAGGAAAGUUUGGGUUAUGUCGAUAUUGGCCUUGCGGAUGCGGUCGGGAACAGAAGAACCAACGAAAAAUACGACCUCAUCGGAUCAAAAAGUGGCCGGAUUCAGAUCGAGCUGCAGUGGAGACCUUCUUAGAACUCUUUUAAAGAGCGAAAUCCGAUACUGUAUUUAUACUGAAAAGAGAAAAG
Molecule: messenger RNA, 1073 nt
Organism: Ananas comosus (pineapple)
Lineage: Eukaryota; Viridiplantae; Streptophyta; Magnoliopsida; Poales; Bromeliaceae
Product: synaptotagmin-2
Exons: 6
Coding region: 109-1020 (303 amino acids)
Cellular component (GO): endoplasmic reticulum
Molecular function (GO): lipid binding
Source: RefSeq, a predicted model, not a curated record